GUCUCACAACACAGACUCAGGAAAGCAACAGUGCUCGACAGCUACUUGUCACAGAAGCCCAGUGAAUUAAACGCGAUACCAACUUUCACAUCGUCAAUCUCUCGCAGCAUUUACAUUACGAAGUUUUAGCCCCAAGGCACAUCUUGCAAAUAUGAUCAAGAAAAUGACGCCUUCGGAGAACGAGUUCGACAUCCCAGCAAAAAACUGUUACAGGAUGGUAAUUCUGGGUUCAACCAAAGUCGGUAAAACGGCGAUCAUCUCCCGGUUCCUGAACGAAAGGUUCGACGACCAGUACACACCGACCAUUGAAGACUUCCACAGGAAAUUCUACAGCAUCAGGGGAGACGUUUACCAAUUGGACAUUCUGGACACUUCUGGAAAUCACCCUUUCCCUGCAAUGAGGAGGCUGUCCAUUCUAACAGGUGAUGUCUUUAUCCUGGUAUUCAGCCUGGACAACAGAGACUCCUUCCAGGAGGUCCAGCGUCUGAAGCAACAGAUCUUCGAGACCAAAUCCUGCCUGAAAAACAAGACCAAAGAGAACGUAGACGUUCCCUUGGUGAUCUGUGGAAACAAAGGCGACCGUGAGUUCUACAGAGAGGUCCAAGAGGAUGAGAUCCAGCAGCUAGUGGCAGGCGACGACCAGUGCGCCUACUUCGAGAUCUCGGCGAAAAGGAACACUAACGUGGACCGCAUGUUUCAGACACUUUUCACCAUGGCGAAACUGCCGAACGAAAUGAGCCCAGACUUGCACCGGAAAGUUUCGGUGCAGUACUCCGACAUGCUGCACAGAAAGUCUUUCAGAAGCAAGAAGCUUAAAGACGGAGAUGCAUACGGCAUCGUUGCGCCGUUCGCCAGGCGUCCAAGCGUGCACAGUGACUUGAUGUACAUAAGAGAAAAGGCCAUCGGCGGUGGCCAGGCGAAAGAUAAAGAGCGCUGUGUCAUCUGCUAAGAACUGUUCUGCGAGUGUGCAGGAGAACUACUACAAUGACAUGUGAGCGCAACUGCAGUUGUUGCUCGUCGCCCUGCGUGGAAGUCCAGCGGCAAGAGACCCUGAGAGCUUUGACAGGAGCUGUUCGUCACGGUCCUGAAUCGUGAGGCUUCGCGACGAGGAAACAUGUUAUGUUUGCGACCUUUUUUCUGCGGCGUCUUAGCACUACAUACAUAGUGAUGUGUCUUCAGAGAACCGGGACUGAGCUGUUCAUUUCAACAACACGCUAAGAAGUCUGUGUUUAAGAGUACUUUGCAGAAAGGUGGAAAAGACAUUCGAGCUGUGGGGAGGAAUAGACCUACUGAUGUUUACAUUUUGUUAUAUUUUAUAACAGAUCAUUUUGAAUGUUUGUUUUGAAAUGAACAAAUUAUAUUGUGAAUGUAUAUUUAUUAUCACGUCAGCGUUUACGUUUUCGAGAAAAAAGAAAAGUAUUAAAAAAGAAAUCCUAAAACGUAA
Molecule: messenger RNA, 1444 nt
Organism: Anguilla rostrata (American eel)
Lineage: Eukaryota; Metazoa; Chordata; Actinopteri; Anguilliformes; Anguillidae
Product: dexamethasone-induced Ras-related protein 1-like
Exons: 2
Coding region: 152-949 (265 amino acids)
Biological process (GO): signal transduction
Molecular function (GO): GTPase activity; G-protein beta-subunit binding; GTP binding
Source: RefSeq, a predicted model, not a curated record